Anisakis simplex (herring worm) is the source of this 1401-nucleotide messenger RNA. NCBI's taxonomy places the organism in Eukaryota, Metazoa, Nematoda, Chromadorea, Rhabditida, Anisakidae. The record is from the annotation of a GenBank genome assembly.
GAUUUGAACAGAAUUGGAGGUGAAAAAGAGUCCAAACUUGAGGAACAUCGUCAAUGGCUUAACGAUGCAAACAACAGAGUGAACGAUUUGGAGAAUGUAAUCAAGGAUAAAGAUGGUUGCAUCGACUCAUUGCAAAAAGAAAUAGAAGAACUUAAAACGGUCAAAUUGGUAACACCUGAAGGUGACUUAGAGGGCGAACUCAAACAGGUUCGUGAAGCAAUGCAGAAAAUCGAAGACGAACUGCACAAUGCCCAAAAAGCACUUAGCGAAGCGCCGAAUGUCGAUGAAUUUAAGUUAACACAAUGGUUCAGCGAAUCUUUAACACUUUUUGUCCGCGAAUCUCCCCGACAGUUUCAACAAGAGGAUAUCUACACAUUAAUUUGCCACUUUCUUGUUCGUGAAGCAAUGCAGAAAAUCGAAGACGAACUGCACAAUGCCCAAAAAGCACUUAGCGAAGCGCCGAAUGUCGAUGAAUUUAACUGGCUGAAAUCGGAACACGAGCGUUUAUGUAACGAAAUGAAUGAAAAGAAUCGAAUCAUCGAUGAUUUGAAUAGAAUCCGUGACGAAAAAGAAUGGAGUCUUGGUGAACAUCGUCAAUGGCUCACCGAUGCUAAUAAUAGAGCUGAUGGUCUUGAGAAUGCAUGCAAAGAUAAGGAGAAUACCAUCGAAUCAUUGCGUAAAGAGAUUGAAGAGUUGAGAAGUGUUACUUUGGAAGCUCCUCAAGCGGCAGUGAGGAUAAAAACUCUUGAAAGUGAAUUGCAUGAUGCUCAACAGGCUCUCACGGAGGGACCAAAACAGGACGAUGUCAAUGCACUUCGAUCAGAAAACGAUCGUCUCACAAACGAGAUUAAUGAGAAGAAUCGAAUCAUCGAUGAUUUGAACAGGAUCCGAGAUGAAAAGGAAUGGACACUGGGAGAACAUCGCCAGUGGCUCAAUGACGCUAACAAUAGGUUCGUUUUUCUUGUUUUCCUUGAAUUUACCACAACACUCGCUUUACACCAAACUCGCGAACGCAUCCGAGACAAGGAUCGAACUAUUGAUCAGCUCAAAGAAGAGAUCGAACAUCUGAGCAGUAUGACAUAUGAGGCUUCAUUGACGGCUGUUCCUGAUGAUGAAUUAAAACGUUGGCAGAGUGAAGUUGACCGCCUUGGGAAUGAGAUAAAUGAGAAGAAUCGUAUCAUUGAUGAUUUGAAUAGGAUCAGAGAUGAGAAGGAAUGGAAACUUGGAGAACAUCGUCAAUGGCUUGAGGAUGCGAACAACAGAGCGAACGGUCUCGAGGACGCACUCCGAGAUAAGAACAAUGAACUUGAUGCACUUCACAAAGAGAUCGAUGAACUGAAGAAAACAAUACCAGAAUCCGUUGAAGCAACACCUGGAGUAUCUGUUGAUGAAUUCAAGUAA